CAGAAAUUUUGGUGCCAUUCCCCGUUUCUAAAAUCAAAUCCAAAUUCUGUCUAUCGCAUAGAAGAGAAAAUAAGCGAAAGAGAAAUUCCUCUUUAUCAUUUCGAAACCUCACUCUCCAUUAAAACAUUCGAAACUCCUCGAUAUUUUAUAGUAAUUUUGUUGCUUCGUUUCUGUGUGGUUAGGGUUCUUUUUGUUCAAACCUGCGGAGAUCUAGCUUUUUAGUGACAAAAAUGCCUGUCAAUCUCACGCGCAACGCUAUUUCCAUGAUCAACAGUGGCGAUGUUAACUCCAGGCCGUUGGUUCAGGUGAUGGACAUUAAGCUGAUUGGCAGCUCUCAGGAGAGGUACCGGUUUCUGUUAUCCGAUUCCGAGUCCACUCAGCAUGCAAUGCUCGCCACUCAGCUCAAUGAACAAGUCAGGAGCGGACGAGUCAAGAAAGGAUCUAUAAUUCAGUUGAUAGAUUACAUUUGCAGCACCGUUCAAAAUCGCAGGAUUAUUGUUGUGCUGAAUAUGGAGACUAUAAUUUUAGAGUAUGAAAUUAUCGGGAACCCGAAACUUAUUACUGGAUCUGAACCGGAACCUAACAAGUCAAUGCCUAAUAACAAUUUGGAGCCUUCUGUGAGGUCCACCAAUAAUAGAUAUAGCGCUCAAGCUCCUGCUAAUAAUGCCCAGAGUUUCCGGCCGACUAUUCAACCCGCAUACCAGCCACCUCCAAAUUACAAAAUUCAGGGACCAAUAAUGAAAAAUGAGGCCCCAGCGCGGAUAAUUCCUAUUGCUGCUUUAAAUCCUUAUCAGGGACGUUGGGCUAUCAAGGCUCGUGUGACUGCAAAAGGGGACCUUCGUCGCUACAACAAUGCUAGGGGAGAUGGGAAAGUCUUUUCCUUUGACCUCCUUGAUUCUGAUGGAGGUGAAAUACGCGUGACCUGCUUCAACACAGUUGUUGACCGCUUCUACAGUGUCAUUGAAGUUGGUAAAGUUUACUUGAUUUCCAAGGGUAGCUUGAAACCUGCAAAAAAGAAUUUCAACCAUUUAAAGAACGAGUGGGAGAUAUUCUUGGAGUCAAAUUCAAGUGUGGAGCUAUGCUCUGAUGAAGAUGGCUCUAUUCCAAGACAACAGUUCUCCUUCAGACCUAUCAGUGAAAUUGAGAGUGCUGAAAAUGAUUCUAUACUUGAUGUUAUUGGUAUUGUGAUAUCCGUUAACCCUUCAGUUCCUAUUUUGAGAAAGAAUGGUAUGGAAACUCAGAGACAAAUCCUGAAUUUGAAGGAUGCAUCUGGGAAGAGUGUUGAGGUAACUCUUUGGGGUGAUUUCUGUAACAAGGAAGGUCAAAAGCUGCAAGGGAUGGUUGACUCGGGGGUUUUCCCAGUUUUGGCAGUUAAAGCCGGAAAGGUCAAUGACUUCAAUGGAAAGUCCAUUGGCACUAUUUCUUCCACACAGCUCUUUAUAGAUCCAGAUGGUCCAGAAGCUCAGGGCCUGAGAAACUGGUUUGAAAGUGGGGGUAGAAAUACUACUUCUAUCUCUAUUUCUAAAGAAAUUAUGCCAGGAGGAUCAAAAAAUGAGAUACGUAAAACCUUAGCUCAGAUCAAGGACGAAGGUCUUGGAAGAUCCGAUAAGCCAGAUUGGGUCACAGCCAAGGCGACUGUAGUUUUCAUUAAAACAGAUAAUUUCUGCUAUACAGCCUGCCCUUUGAUGAUUGGAGAUAGACUGUGCAAUAAGAAAGUGACACAAUCCAGUAAUAAAAGAUGGCUUUGUGACCGAUGCAACCAAGAAUUUGAGGAAUGUGAUUUCAGAUAUCUUCUCCAGGUCCAGAUUCAAGACCAUACAGGACUGACUUGGGUAACAGCUUUCCAGGAAUCCGGCGAAGACAUCUUGGGAUGCUCGGCAAAGGAAAUGUAUUUGUUGAAAUACGAACUGCAGGAUGAUAUCCGAUUUGGUGAAAUUAUUCGUAGCAGACUCUUUCAUCAAUACCUGUUCAGGCUUAAAAUCAAAGAGGAACUUUAUGGUGAUGAACAAAGGGUAAAGAUCACCGUGGUGAAGGUUGACAAGGUAAACUACACCGCAGAAAGCAGGUACCUUCUCGAUACGGUAACAAAGAAAAUUCCAAUUAAAAAACAAUUCUGAACGCUAAGUAAUGAUUUAGUAGCUGUAGCUUGGAUUCAAUUUAGUUGGUUAACAUUUCUCCGGCAUUAUCGGUUUACAUAAUUGCUUUUAAUGAUUCAGAUUCUGAGUGUUAUUUAGAUCAAAUAUUUGUAGAGACCUUUCAUGAUUGUAUAGUGGCUAUAAUUCUGGGUUUUCUUGA
Molecule: messenger RNA, 2295 nt
Organism: Hibiscus syriacus
Lineage: Eukaryota; Viridiplantae; Streptophyta; Magnoliopsida; Malvales; Malvaceae
Product: replication protein A 70 kDa DNA-binding subunit A-like
Exons: 2
Coding region: 231-2117 (628 amino acids)
Biological process (GO): nucleotide-excision repair; meiotic cell cycle; telomere maintenance via telomerase
Cellular component (GO): DNA replication factor A complex; nucleus
Molecular function (GO): damaged DNA binding; single-stranded telomeric DNA binding
Source: RefSeq, a predicted model, not a curated record